Messenger RNA from Labrus bergylta (ballan wrasse), 1299 nucleotides. RefSeq names its product stathmin. The record is from RefSeq and is a predicted model, not a curated record. Gene Ontology annotation, molecular function: tubulin binding. Lineage: Eukaryota; Metazoa; Chordata; Actinopteri; Labriformes; Labridae. Gene Ontology annotation, biological process: neuron projection development; regulation of microtubule polymerization or depolymerization; microtubule depolymerization. Gene Ontology annotation, cellular component: neuron projection; cytoplasm.
AGCGCUCGUGCACAGAGGGCUCGCGGCUGAUUCUGUGAGAGGAGCGCAGCAUCCACAGCUUGUUUAAGGUUAUUUGACCUGCAGCUCACUCUUGCAAUGGCAUCCGCUGAAGAUAUCCAGGUCAAGGAGCUUGACAAGCGGGCCUCAGGCCAGGCCUUUGAGGUCAUCCUGGCCUCUCCUGCCCCAGAUGCCAACUUCCCCCUGUCUCCUCCAAAGGCGAAGGAUGUAUCACUGGAGGAAAUCCAGAGGAAACUGGAUGCCGCAGAGGAGAGGCGCAAGAACCAUGAAGCUGAGGUUCUGAAGCACUUAGCUGAGAAGCGUGAGCAUGAAAAGGAAGUGCUGAAGAAAGCAAUGGAGGAGAACAACAACUUCAGCAAGAUGGCUGAGGAGAAGCUCAAUCAGAAGUUGGAGGCCAACAAAGAGAACCGCACAGCACUAAUGGCAGCCAUGAACGAGAAGUUCAAGGAGAAGGACAAGAAGUUGGAAGAGGUACGAAAGAACAAGGAAACCAAAGAGGGCACUUCGGAAGACUGAAAGUUUCAAGCGGGGGAUUGUACAGGGUUUUUUACGUAUCCAAAGAUUGAUUUAUUUUUUGUUUUGGCAAGUAUUUUUGUUGUGUUCACUACCCACCUUUUUAAAAUAAAUACAAGUUCCACUUUGUGAAUGUUUCAAUUCUCCUGCUAUAAGUGUACUUGCGCUGGUUUUACAUGUGCAUAGUUUCCCCCCCCCCCCACUUGUUGAGUCUAAUCCAUGUAGCUUGUCAGUGCAGCUUCUGCCCUUUUUGGAAAUUAGCCGUGUACUCAUCUUUUUUUGAGGAAGCAUGUUUCUAUGCAUAGGUCUUUUAUCCUUGCCUAUUUCAUAGUGCGUUUUUGAAUCGUGUUCCUGUGAACCGCAACUGUUCCUGGCACUUACUGUUUAUUAGAAAAACAAGGAAAGUAGCACAAGAUUCGAUCAAGGCGUCGGCUGUUAUACAUGCAGGUGUGAAGUGCGGCUUUGCUACCCAGAUUCUGCUGUUUUGCUCCUGCACAUGUUUUGUGCCGCUGCUUUUUUUUCUUUUUUUCUUUUUUUUUUUGGGCUUUUGUAAAAAUAUGGAGUUGUCUUUAAAGCACAUGACAUCUUGCUGUAUAGCUGUGAAUUAAAAACAUGUUGGACAUGUAAAUGGUUGCCAUCUGGAAAAUCAGUGAACAGGGGUCUACACAUGGAAUGCAAACGAGCAAUACACUUUGGCAUCUCAAUAGAUACAGUGGCUAGUUGACUUGAACUGUUGUACUAAAACAAAUAAAAAAACCUGUAAACACA